Molecule: messenger RNA, 1451 nt
Organism: Stereum hirsutum FP-91666 SS1
Lineage: Eukaryota; Fungi; Basidiomycota; Agaricomycetes; Russulales; Stereaceae
Product: Brix-domain-containing protein
Exons: 4
Coding region: 49-1386 (445 amino acids)
Biological process (GO): rRNA processing; ribosomal large subunit assembly
Cellular component (GO): preribosome, large subunit precursor
Molecular function (GO): rRNA binding
Source: RefSeq, a predicted model, not a curated record
UUCUCCCGCUGCCUACUAUCUUCUCUACAAGUACAGGGCUCAGAAGCAAUGGCUCGGAAACGUAAAAAUCGCACGCACUUGAAGGGUGGACCAGCCUCUGGCGCCGAAUCGUCCAACGCGCCAAAGUCGUUCGUGAUCAAGCACGGGCAGGUCGGCACUUCGCUCACGCAGCUCGUGAGGGAUGUGAGGAAAGUGAUGGAGCCGAAUACGGCGAGUCGCUUGAAGGAACGGGCCCGAAACAAGCUGAAAGAUUUCUUAACUAUGGCCCCUGCGCUCCAAGUGACGCAUCUGCUCGCGUUCACACUUACGGACGUCGCUCCGUCGCUGAGGAUCGUCAGGCUCUCGAAUGGGCCGACGCUCAGUUUCAGGAUCGAGAGGUACAGUCUCGUGAAGGAUGUGCAGAACUCCAUGAGGAGGAGUAAGAGCGUCAGUAUGGUGGAGUAUCUGAGUCCCCCUUUGCUCGUCCUCGCCUCCUUCCCACCACCGUCCCCAACAACACCCCCACAUCUCCCCCUCGUCCUAAAAACCUUCCAAUCUCUCUUUCCCCCUCUCUCCCCCAACUCCCUCUCCCUCUCAUCCGCCCGGCGCAUCGUCCUCAUCUCCUACAACCCCGACCGCGGCACGAUCGACUUCAGACACUACCGCAUCACCGUCAAACCCUACGGCGUCUCCAAGCGCGUGCGUCGUGUCCUCGAGGGCGUCUCUGCCUCGCACGACGUAGUAGAUCUGGGCAACGAGAAAGAUGUCGCGGAUUUCUUGUUGAGAAGGAAGGGUGAGCCUGGACCCGGGUCGGAGGGUGGUGGGACUGGAUAUGAGAGCGCGGUGAGCGAUGCGUCGAGUGCGGCGGGAGAGGAUGUGGAGGGACAGACGACGGUGGAUUUGGCGAGCGAUUAUGUGGGGCGGAAUAAUAGGAAGGGGACGAAGAGGGCGGUGAGGUUGGAUGAGAUCGGGCCGAGGAUGGAGUUGAGGCUUGUUAAGAUCGCGGAGGGGAUGCCUGGGAAGGAAGGAAGUGUUAUCUUCCAUGAGUUUGUUAAAAAGUCCAAGGCCGAGACCAAGGCACAAAAGGCAGAACAUGCUGCCAAGGAGAAGUUGAGAAGGGAGAGGAGAGAGGAGCAGGAGAAGAAUGUGCAGAGGAAGAAGGCGUUGGCGGACAAGGGUAAGGGCAAGGGCGAGGAGGAAGAGCAAGAGGAUGGGGAUAUGGAGGGAGAUGAGGACCGUGAGGACGGUCAUGAGGAUGACGACAAUUGGGACGACGAGGAAGAGAUCAGCGAAGGAGAAGGGAGUGAAAAUGAGGCCGCCACAGGUUCAGACGAAGACGACAGCGACGAUGAGCCCGAGAGGCGGCCACCUCCAGCUAAAAAGCCUAAGCUGAAAGGCAAACGGUGAAAUUUACACAUUACAAUAUGCUUGUAUCUCCAUUCUCUUGCAUCCUUUCAUCUCGUCGAGUAAGC